Messenger RNA from Colletotrichum chrysophilum, 1164 nucleotides. RefSeq lists its product as uncharacterized. The transcript has a single exon. The record is from RefSeq and is a predicted model, not a curated record. NCBI's taxonomy places the organism in Eukaryota, Fungi, Ascomycota, Sordariomycetes, Glomerellales, Glomerellaceae. Bases 1 to 1164 code for a protein of 387 amino acids.
AUGAUACCCUUUACCACAGACUUCGAGAGCUGGGCGGCUCAAGUCAGAGAGCACAAUGUUAGCCACUUGACCUUGUCACAACUGCGCGAUACGCACUUUUCUGGCUCCAGGAUCCCACAUGCCGCUUUCUCGCAGCUCCGCGCCAUUUGGCCGCCUGUCCAGACUGCCGACAAGGCCCUCCACGCUCUACGCCGUGCUGGUUUCAUCCCCGACGACGACGGCGGCGACGGCACCGGAGCUACCUCCGGUCGUGAGCGCAAGACACCCGUCACCGGUCGAUUGUACACAGAGGCCGAAUGCCAUCUUCGUGCAUUGCUGGGCCAAAUGGCGCCGGCACGGCCGGCUGGAGAGCCCACGACCACUCCGAUCGCCCAAUCCACAUGGUCGUCUAAGUUAGAACUUCUAGAGGCGGAGGAAAAGCUAGGCAUCUUUGCUGCUUGCCUGAGCUUGUGGCGACAGGCGAGACCAGUCCCUGGUGCACAUGUCGACACUGGUACUCAAAAAGGGCAGAUUCCCCCCGGACUUCCCCCGAGAUCAGAGGAAGACGGGUCUGACGACUCACCUUCCGAGUCCGGCGAAUCAUCUUGCGAAGACCUAUUGGCGCUCUCGUUCUCCGACUGCGAGGCAGAUUUCAGCCGCCUGAUGCAAGAUACGACGUCGAAACCACCGAAGGACUUCAAGGUUUCAGCACCUUCAGAGGAUCCACCAAUACCGGCCACCGAUUCGUCUGAAAGUGAGGGUGAACCUCCUACUUGGAACUUUGAAGGGCGCUCCGAAGGCACUUACAAGCGGACCCCUUACGAGGCCCAGACGACAGUCUUUUUUGUCGCCUUCUUUCAUGCCCUGUUCACAUACAGGCUUUCCAUGCUCUGGAGUGAAUUCGUCCGGGUCGCUGCCGAGGAACGCCAGUACAAGUUUGACCCGUCGCUCUUCACCGCCUGCCCCGAUGGCGCUUUCUACAUGCCCCCGUUCUCACCAGAUCCCUUUCUAUUUUUCGAGCUGAAGCCUUUCCAGAGGAGGAUGCAACGGGACAAAAUAUGCAGGGAGGAGACAGCCGAGAUGGCGGCCAUCCUCAGCCAACAGCUCGCCUUGUCUAGGGUGGCCCAAACCAAGUACGUGUUGAAACCCUUCCCAUCUCCUCAGUUCCUGUCAAUCUGCUGGUGA